AUGCAUGACACCGGUAUCCGAGGAGAUUAUAAGCUUGGCACUUAUACAAUCCUAGGUGACGAUGGGAACAGAUCGAAACUUCCACGAGCCGGAGAUCGAUCAGCGAUGUCCGAGCCCAGCAGCUCUUCUUCAAAAUCACCAUUGUGGGUGACAGUCAACUCCGCGGGUCGGGAGGAAGAUAUGGAAAUGUACGACGAGGAUUCUGAUGAAGAUAUCAGUGAAGGGGAAGUUGACCGUGCUAUCCAACAUGCAUUACGUCAAGAUUAUCACCUGGUGCAUGAGAAUGAUGAUGACAACUCUGAAGAUUAUUCCGGAGACACCAAAUUCCUGUCGGGAAACUGA
Penicillium pulvis is the source of this 342-nucleotide messenger RNA. RefSeq lists its product as uncharacterized. Bases 1 to 342 code for a protein of 113 amino acids. Lineage: Eukaryota; Fungi; Ascomycota; Eurotiomycetes; Eurotiales; Aspergillaceae. The transcript has a single exon. The record is from RefSeq and is a predicted model, not a curated record.